This is a messenger RNA of Aspergillus aculeatinus CBS 121060, 1002 nucleotides long. RefSeq lists its product as uncharacterized. The coding region runs from base 119 to 604 and encodes 161 amino acids. The transcript is spliced from 2 exons. The record is from RefSeq and is a predicted model, not a curated record. NCBI's taxonomy places the organism in Eukaryota, Fungi, Ascomycota, Eurotiomycetes, Eurotiales, Aspergillaceae.
CUCCCACCUCUCUACGGAACUCUUCGCAAGACACUCCUGUUCGCCACUGAUUUCAUCCGUUCACCGUCUGAUCUGAACAGCCGACCGACUACACUCUCCAUAAACCACCUCAUUCACCAUGUUCUGUUUGCGGAGCUGGCUUCCCCUCUUCUUCAUCCCCACCAACGCCUCCCCCCUCUUCAUCAUCUCCUUCGUUACCCUGACCUACAUCCUCCACCGACCGUGCAUCUACUGCUCCGCCCUGCUCCUCAUCCUCUUCAUCUCCUCCUGCCACUGGUCCGACAGAUGUUUCUUCGACCUCCGCGGCGACUGGUUCAGUCCGCGCUACACCACCCCCGCCGCCGCCGCCGUUGCGCCCACCUCAUGCCCGGUCAGUCCCGCCAACGAGACCCUAGCCGAGUAUUUCCUGGAGACGGUGACUUCGACCGCCAAGACACUCUCCGGGGCCGUCAUCGAUGAGGCGCAGCGGCGGCUCGCCCUGAACCAAUCGACUGAGGUGGGUGUACCGCAGGAAUGGACGGGGAUUGGCAUGGAGUGGGUGCGCAGUCUUCUGGGCCGGAGGGAGUGGACCUUGCCGUGCGUGGAUGUCAAGGUGAGGCUCUAAGUGGUAUUUGCGGAUGCGGGGUGGUUUCUGAUCAGGGGAAAAAAAAACAUUAUAUUGGGUGGUUGGUGUCGUGUCACUUGCCCCUGUCUACAUAUAUAGCGGCCGGUGGUCACUUCGGGAUCCUUAGUCCUAUAAUUCGUGGGGAGCGAUAGAAGGAGAGCUUGCUUGAACUCAUAGGCAUGAGUCAGACCCAGAGAGGCGGUUUCCAUCGUUUCAACCUGUGAUGCGCUGUAUGCUGUACGCUGCAGGUACGCUACAAGUUCUUGCGGAGAGAAGAUCGCCUUUUGAGUAUAAAGAACUAUCUAACCAGUGAUUCGGCGAAACGAUAGUGGAUGAGGCGUGGGUGAUUCUGAUUCAAUUUGUACAUAGCAUAUAUUGAAGUUUAUUCCUAUUUCUUA